ACGAGAUGGGAUCCUCAGCGCAGAGACCCGACAGAUUCCUGACGCCGAGCAGGCGAGCUGUCAUCUUCCCGAGAGAGCUGCUGGGAGCCGCUGUGGGGCCGGCAGCUAGGGCUCCCUUGACAGCCGAGGAGAUUAAACAGCUGAGGGCUACACCGAGCAGUAGCAGAGAGACGUGCGGCCUGCGGAGCCCUUGCACCCCGCAGAAGCGCGUGGACCACGGGGUGGCGCCCGCGCGGGACGCCUCCGCGCCUAGACUCAGUGCCCGCGAGAGGCCGACCCCUGCCACCAGCGCAUGCUCCUCUGUCGUCACCCUCAGUGACCUACAUAGUUCGGCUAGUGAGGGCCUCAAUCGCGAGAGCUUGUUUGCUACGACUGGCCCAAGUUUCACUUCACCAUCGGCAUAUCUUGUACUUCUCCAUCAAUGCCUGCCGCCAGAGAAACUAACGAAGAGGGAGAAGAGACUAAAAGGAAAGAUUGUAGCGGCCCUGAGCAAGCUGAACAACCAAAUCCAAGAAGCUCAGACAAGGCAGAACUCGCUGCUGGAGGAGAACAGACAGCUGCAGACGGAAAAGCUCCUUGUGGAGGCUGAAAGCAAGUUCAUUCUGAGCUACCUAACUGAAAAAAGUAAGCAGCGAGAGAGGAAGUGUGAGGAGCUGUGGAAAGAUUAUUUCCAACAAUACCGUGAGCUGGAGCAGAAGAAACAAGAAUUAGCCUCUAGAUAUGGAAAAGAAACCUCAGACCUGAAAGCACAGCUCUUACGGGGGGAAAAGGUCCAAUCCAAAUUGGAGCAGCAGUUGCAGGCUCUGAGGAAUAUUGCCACCAUCAAGGAGAGACAGGACAGGAGAAUACAGAGCUUGCAGGAGCAGAUAGAGAGAAUUCCCACCCAGACACAUGUGAAGGACCGGGAGGCGCACUUACAGUUCCUCCAGCAAAAAGCCUUUCUGGAGCAAGAAAUUAAAGAGCUGGACCUGGUGCGGGCUCGGUUGAGGGAGAGAAAAAGAAGGGAGCUUGGUGGAAAGACCCAGGCCUUGGAGUACACAGCACAAAAGUCUCAUUUUGAAUUCUGCCAUGGCUUCAUUGGAGAAAACCAGCAAUUGAGGAAGAAAUUAAAGCCAUUACUUCAGGAAGCCCAGAAACUGGAAGCUCUUCAAAGCUGGUUAGAAAACCAGAAGCGGCAGCUGAAGCAGAGACAGUGGUACCAAGAAACCAUCAGGAGGGCGAGGCAACGAGGACAAUCCAGGUGCUGCAGCCCAAAGCAACAGGGUGCUCCAGAGACCAUAGUGCACCCUGCCCUGGACACCAGUCAGCAUCCAAGAGGAUCCUGAAAAUAAGCGACGAAGUAAGAACUGGGCCAGGUACUCCUAGAGCAGAAUAUUUUUGAAUCUGGGCCAUUAUUGCUCUAGCAGUACUGAAGUUCUAAGAGGACAAGUUACCUAAUUAUGCCAAGCACUGUGUAGUACUAAUUAGGGGACUUAGUUAUCCUUACGUGUGUACUCUGUCAUAUACAAAGGACCUUUUGUCAUUUAUACAAUCAUAUAUUUAUACCCAUUUAGAACUGAGAAUAUUUUAAAUUACUAUAGACUUAUUGAUUUGAAUUGAAUUUUUUUGUAUUUUAUGGCAGAUGAAGGCUAGACUGAUGAUUUACUGGAAUGUGAAUCUUGGUACAGCUGACUAUAUUUCCAUAUUUUAACAUUGCUCCUCUAUGGAAAGAUAGAAUCAACCAUGUUUUCCAGAAGAGGUUAGUGAUGAAAAAUUUUGCAUUACACUUUGUGAAUUGUCAGUCUUAUUUCUAGGUAAAAUGAAUUUGUUGAAAACUAGAUUUAAAACUUUUUCCAUAUGCC
This is a messenger RNA of Octodon degus (degu), 1841 nucleotides long. RefSeq names its product coiled-coil domain containing 121 (gene Ccdc121). The transcript has 2 exons. The record is from RefSeq and is a predicted model, not a curated record. The coding region runs from base 6 to 1325 and encodes 439 amino acids. Lineage: Eukaryota; Metazoa; Chordata; Mammalia; Rodentia; Octodontidae.